GAUUUUUGAAUUCAUUCCCUAAACAACAUAAUCCUAAACAAGAUACUAAUGAUGGAGAAAUUUUUUGGGAUUGUUUUAAUCAAUCAUUACAAGCCAAUAAAAAAGGUUAUAAUGGGAAGAAAAGGAUCCUUUCUAUAAUAGCAGAAAAAUUUUCUUACAAAAUUUUGAUGGAUAAAUUAAAA
This is a messenger RNA of Entrophospora candida, 182 nucleotides long. The record is from the annotation of a GenBank genome assembly. NCBI's taxonomy places the organism in Eukaryota, Fungi, Glomeromycota, Glomeromycetes, Entrophosporales, Entrophosporaceae.